AUGCGUCGCACCCUUGUGGGGUGCACGGCGACCCCCGAGAAGUACACUAUCCUGGGGACGACCCACCCCCACCCCCGGCGGACCGGCUUCGGCCGCGAUAACAAAAUGCGCUCCAAACCCAGCGAUAACGUGGCGUGGUACGACAAAGGCCCGGUGGAGUGGCUCCCACGCCCCGUACGCCUCACCCACGACCAUUUAGAUCGCCUGCGCGCGUGGAUGAUGCGCGAGACGUUGGAGGGUCGUACCGAGGCGUUCGACCGCAUACGCGCCCUCCAUCGGGAAUGGUCCCAGCACGUCUUGAUGCCGGUUCUCGGCGAUGUCGAGCCCAGGUUCCCGACGAAUUUGUUCAAGCAAAAUCACUGCGCGAAGCGGAGGUUUUUGGUUCGUUGGCAUAAGGCGAAUACGCCGGAGCACUGGGUGUGGAUGCCGCGUGGACCCGCCAUGGUGACCCCACUCCAUCGUUCUCAUCCAUCGCAGUUUCCUGAGAAUUGGCGGCAGCUGACGCGUCAAAGCAACCUGAGUGGCCCAUUGCACUCGAUGGAUGGAGGUGAAAAAAGGGGACUACCGGUCUAA
This is a messenger RNA of Phytomonas sp. Hart1, 573 nucleotides long. Lineage: Eukaryota; Euglenozoa; Kinetoplastea; Trypanosomatida; Trypanosomatidae. The record is from the annotation of a GenBank genome assembly.